This is a messenger RNA of Misgurnus anguillicaudatus (oriental weatherfish), 3301 nucleotides long. It is a transcript of the gene otud7a, whose product is annotated as OTU deubiquitinase 7A. Gene Ontology annotation, cellular component: cytoplasm; nucleus. The record is from RefSeq and is a predicted model, not a curated record. Gene Ontology annotation, biological process: protein K63-linked deubiquitination; protein K11-linked deubiquitination; protein K48-linked deubiquitination. NCBI's taxonomy places the organism in Eukaryota, Metazoa, Chordata, Actinopteri, Cypriniformes, Cobitidae. Gene Ontology annotation, molecular function: DNA binding; cysteine-type deubiquitinase activity; K63-linked polyubiquitin modification-dependent protein binding.
UAGAGAUGAGGUGGGCGUGUUUUCGGAGCCUCUGCUGCAUCAGUGAAUGACAUGAGGAUGUGAGAGAGAAUCAGCGACAGCAAGACGGACGGAGGCUCGAUAUGGCCGUAUGAUUUUAAGCCAUCCUCGAACGGACCGAUAUAUUGACGAUGAGGAUUAUUUUAAGGGCUGACCGAGAAACGGCCUGUUUUUGAGUCUAAGUCUUCCUCACCUGCCAGCCAUGGACUAGAGAAGAGGAGCGUGCGUUAGCGAGUGUGUGAUUUUGGACAUAACCAUGGUGGUGAGGUGGCUCAUCUCUCAUUGAGAACACACAAAAUGAGAGUGUGAAGCUGCAGGGCAGGCAGCGCAGCCACAUGUUUCGAUGACUCUGGACAUGGACGCGGUCCUGUCAGACUUUGUUCGGUCCACGGGGGCAGAACCGGGUCUGGCACGAGACCUGCUUGAAGGUAAAAACUGGGACCUGAGCGCUGCUCUGAAUGACUAUGAGCAGCUCCGGCAGGUCCACACUGCCAACCUGCCCAACAUCUUUAAUGAGGGCCGAUACUACAAGCAGCCGGAGCGUAGCAGCACCCCGCAGCACAUCAACAAGCCUGAUCAAUGUCUCCAGAAACAGGAGGACAACAAUCAGGAGAAGCGUCUGUCUCGGGGUAUCUCCCAUGCCAGCUCUGCCAUCAUGUCUCUGGCCCGACUGCAAGUCUCGGGGGAUUGUGCCAGGGAGCAGUUUCCCUUGGAGAUGCCCAUCUACACAUUCCAGCUGCCUGACCUGAGCGUGUACAGCGAGGACUUCCGCAGCUUCAUCGAACGUGACCUCAUCGAACAAUCCACCAUGGUGGCUCUGGAGCAGGCUGGUCGUUUAAACUGGUGGUCGACAAUGUGCACCAGCUGUAAGAAGCUACUUCCUCUGGCCACAACAGGAGAUGGAAACUGCCUUCUGCACGCAGCCUCUUUAGGAAUGUGGGGCUUCCAUGACCGAGAUCUGGUGUUGAGGAAGAGUCUGUAUGCUACGAUGAAGAACGGGGCAGAGAGAGAAGCUUUGAAGAGAAGAUGGAGGUGGCAGCAGACCCAACAAAACAAAGAGUCGGGACUGGUGUACACUGAGGAGGAAUGGGAAAGAGAGUGGAAUGAAUUGCUGAAGUUGGCCUCCAGUGAGCCACGCACACAUUUUAGCAAGAACGGCAACACCAGUGGAGGUGUUGAUAAUUCAGAAGACCCGGUUUAUGAAAGCUUAGAGGAGUUUCACGUGUUCGUCCUGGCCCACGUUUUGAGAAGACCUAUAGUGGUGAUAGCGGACACCAUGCUUAGAGACUCUGGAGGUGAAGCUUUUGCACCCAUUCCUUUCGGAGGGCUGUACCUGCCUUUGGAGGUGCCUCCCAACCGCUGUCACUGUUCCCCGCUGGUGUUGGCUUACGACCAGGCCCACUUCUCCGCCCUGGUGUCCAUGGAGCAGAGGGAUCAACAGAGAGAGCAAGCUGUUAUCCCACUGACCGACUCUGAGCACAAGCUGCUGCCUCUGCACUUUGCCGUGGACCCAGGGAGAGAUUGGGACUGGGGGAGGGAUGACAAUGACAAUGGCAAGCUGGCAAAUCUUAUUCUGUCACUAGAAGCUAAACUAAACCUUCUGCACAACUACAUGAAUGUAACAUGGAUUCGAAUUCCAUCUGAAACAAGGGCUCCCUUGGCUCAGCCUGAGUCGCCCACUGCCUCUGCAGGAGAGGACGUACAGUCUUUGGCAGAAUCAAUGGAUUCGGACCGGGAGUCGGUUUGCAGUAACUCCAACAUGAAUAGCGGCAAAUCAAAUAAAGAGAAGGACAAAGACAAGCAGCGAAAAGACAAAGACAAAACUAGGGCAGACUCAGUGGCAAACAAGUUGGGCAGCUUCAGCAAGACGUUGGGUAUCAAACUUAAGAAGAACAUGGGUGGCUUAGGAGGACUUGUCCAUGGCAAGAUCAGCAAGUCCAACUCAACGAACGGACGAACGGUAGAGAACGGAGAGCAGAAAUCUAAGAAAAAAGACUCUAAAAUACGAAAAGGCAGCAAAGAGGAGUCAGGUCAGUCGGCCAGUACUUCCUCUUCAGAGAAGACGACCAGUCCUUCUCCUACGGACCGCGCAUCUGGUAGCUCACCUGUCGAGAGACAACCAGGAUCAGGCAAAAACUCGGGUGACCGGACACUGGACAACUGGAAGUACAGCACAGACGUCAAACUUAGCCUGAACAUCCUUCGGGCAGCCAUGCAGGGUGAGCGCAAGUUUAUCUUUGCUGGUUUGCUGCUCACCAGUCACAGACACCAGUUCCACGAAGAGAUGAUUAGCUUUUAUCUGAGCAGCGCCCAAGAACGUUUUAGUGCCGAGCAGGAACAAAAGAGAAAAGCAGAUGCUGAGAAGAAACCACAGACUAAUGGUGUGCCACUGAAGAAGCCUGAGCAGGAAAGCGCUUUUCAAAGGGAGCGUUCGGAUAGCUCUCCACCUGAUAGUUGCUCACCGGUUUUGCACCCCAGUCAUAAUCACACGCAGGCUGUGAAGGUCCAAGAACGGGGAAGCCCUAAGCUUGCUGCUUCUCCUAUCCCUAUACCCAUCCCAGUGUCCAUUCAAGGAUCCUCCAUGUCUCCCAUCCCUUUUUCCUCUCCUAGUAAUGGUGCUAAGAGAUCCGGACCAGUCCCCGUUUCAGUCCACUAUAGCCAUACGCCACCUAUCCAGCGGCAUAGUGUCAUCCACCUGAGGGAUGUCAACGUGCAGUCAUCCAGCUAUCAGGAUGAGUCCUACAAGCCGUUGGUGGGAACGCUCAAAACCUGUGCCACCUACCCUCAGCAAAACCGAUCACUGUCCUCUCAGAGCUACAGCCCUGCUCGCAUGUCUGGGAUUCGUACCAUCAAUGCAGUCGACUUCCCCUACAACAUGCCCGGGGAACACAAGUCUCACACUUACACCAAUGGCUUCAACACGGGUGAUAUGCGGGACUGUCUGGAGUACGCGGAUGAGGACCCUGUGCCACAUAGUUGGCUGGGACAGGACAAAACCAAAGGGCAGGGUACCGUCUGUCCAAUGUACUGCUUUCAGCAGAAACGCUGCAGGAGGGACAACUGCACCUUUUAUGGUCGGCCCGAGACUGAGAACUUCUGCUCCUACUGUUAUAGAGAAGAGUUGAAACGUAGGGAACGGGAGUUGAAGGUGCAUCGGCCUGGAUAGCCCGAAUACACCACCGAUGUGUGUGAAAACAACUGCGACGUCACCACCUUUUUGCACUUUGCAAGCGAUACAAAGAACUGGCAUAACAUUUUCCUACUCUAUUUAAGAUUGGCCUCC